Trichoplusia ni (cabbage looper) is the source of this 574-nucleotide messenger RNA. Its product is annotated as coiled-coil domain-containing protein 58-like. NCBI's taxonomy places the organism in Eukaryota, Metazoa, Arthropoda, Insecta, Lepidoptera, Noctuidae. Gene Ontology annotation, cellular component: mitochondrial intermembrane space; mitochondrion. The coding region runs from base 92 to 502 and encodes 136 amino acids. The record is from RefSeq and is a predicted model, not a curated record. The transcript has 3 exons.
AUUUAAUAAAACCGAUAACCGACUCUUAGUACGGAACAAAAGUAACCAAAAAUUGUAUUUAUAAACCUAAUUUUUAAAACUAUUUAACAAAAUGAUUUGUUCCGAUUUUUUAGAAUUUCAGGAUGUCUUGAGAAAGAUGCGUGUUCUAGAUGAUAAGAUUGUGUAUGCGCUUAACACGUCCUUACCUACAGAAUCGUUUUCAAGUAAGAUCAAUGCUCAAUCUGCGUGCCAAGAACUACAUUCACAGAUCCAAAAAGGACAUUCAGAAAGAGAGACUGUCAUCAAAAAUUGCAUUGUAUCCACUGCCGAGACAGUCAAGAAACUAAAAGCCGCUAAAGACGAAAAGCCUGAUGAUUUCGAUAUUAUGAAAAAUUUGAAAGCUGAACAAAAAAAGUUAAGACUCUUGCAAACGGAACUCAGUGUUGAAGAAGUUAUUCAAGAAAAAACUACGAAACUGUUCACUGAGAAAUGCAGAAGUCAUUACAAGCCUGAUAAUUUAUGAAGACUGAUGAAUUUUGUUAUGGAAUUGAUAGUGUAUAUACAUAUAAAUAGAAUUUAGAGACUGUUGAAUUUC